GGUGCGUCUACGAAACUCGUCAUCACGCCGUUCCUGUGCGUAGAGAAGUUUCAGCGCAAUUCUGCACAUACCAUACCCGAGUGCGCUUCUUGGUCUCCUAACGUUCGGGAGACAUACACAAACAUACAAACGUAUAUAUGCUGCCGCACCACGUCAGAACAAUAACUGUGCAUCACUAAACAAACUAAAACUCCCAGAAAGAGAGACGAAAGGGCACACACUCGAAGAAAUAUUGUUUUAAGCAAAGAUGUCGUCUCCGUCCAUGUUUGCACAUCUUCCAGAUGCAGUGGUGCGCGCCAUCCGAAAGGCAAGUAAGCCUUUCCUCUCGCUGCAAUCCUCUCGCUACGCCUCCGCAGGCACGAGCAACACAGAAGUGGAUACCUUGUCAUUAGUGAUGCGUACAAAGACGUUACUGCCGCAGAAGGCGAGCGGUCAGUUCGAUGCACGUGACGUGCUGCCAAGUACGUGGUCCGAGGUCUACCGCAGCGCGGUCGAGGAACUGCCAGAUGCGCAAUCGAAGCGCUUGUGGGGUUUCGUUUCAACGGUGUUGACGGUGCAUGAGCAGGGCGGAACGUCAGACAGCGUGAACGCCAGUGCGGCCAUCGUCGAAUGGAAUGACCGUUUCAGCUCGCGGCUGGACGACGUGGAGGAAGUGGUGGCAUACCUGUAUCGCACGAGCCCACUUCACCUAGACGACGCGGAGGUGGAGGACAUCGGCUCAGGCGUUCUCGGCCGCAUCGAGGACGCGUUUUUGACCGGUCACUUCGAGGCUGCCGCGACUUUGAUGGACGCCCUGCUCACAUUUCUGCGUCGCGGUCAGUCGUCGCUGCUGUCAGCCGAGGUGGAGACCGCGCUGGCGGAUGUCCGGCGCAUCCUGGACACCGCCUUCCACGACAGCGACUCGCAUCAGAACGUGUGGGUGCGCAGUGCCAACGCGCAGCUGCAGGAAUCGCGCAACACGCUUAUGAAUCCGUCUGGUGGCCCCAGCAGCGGCAAUCGCAGCGCCGUCGACGCGCUGGUGGAGGACCUGUGUGCGACCUGCGUGGACGUGUUGAUCCUCAUCACGAAGGACGCAACGCGGUUGGUGGAGCGGUGCCGCGAGUCGAGGCGGUCCGCCGUGGACUUUCUGGUGGCGAUAUGCGCGAUUAUGGAGCCGUACGCGACGCUGUCUCGUGUGGCCGCGAUCUACGCCGAGUACGUUGGGGAGUGGGACAACUAUGAUAAUGACGACGAUCGCAGUUAUAAUGAUAGUGAAGAGGAUGAGCGCUGGUACUGUGCGGCCGUCCAGGCUGUGUUGGAAGUAGAGUCUCUGACAGGUAUGGUGGACGCCAUGGAGAGAGUGGCGCAGAUUUCAUUCAACGCCUCUCUUCAGGGCGGGGAAAGGGAGGCGAUGCUGCCGGCGCCAUCAGCCAGCGGCAGAGGAACAGGAGCAGCGGGGACUCAGGGCGGUAGUCGACCUGUUUACAACAGCGGCGGCCGCCGCAGCGACGGUGACGAUGACGUUUACGACGAUGACUCGGCGAGUGACACCGUCAGCGUGAGUGAGGUGGCCGCCGCCGCCACCACUGCCGCGUCUCUGACACCUUUUCAAGCGCGUCACUUUACGGUGGUCUGCAUGGCCGCGCACAUCGCGGACCUCUGCGCGCCUGCCAUCGUCGCCUCUUUUGCCGCUGACAUCCACCUCACCUUCACUCGCAACAACCUUGUCUCGGCCUACGCGGAACUCUUCGCCUUCCACCCCCGCACGUGGCGUGUGGCCGGUCUCUACGCGUGCUACUCCCCUCUCAUCAACCCCCGCUUUUUGGUAGACAUUGUGGAGACGGUGGCGCCGUCUGCGGCGGUGGACGAGGUAACGUAUCGCAGCUUGCAUGCCUUCUUCCUCGGCAGCUGGAGCACGCACAGCGAUCACCAAGCAGCGGUGCGCGCGAAGCUGGAGGCGGUGCUGCCGGGGAACGCGACGGUCAGCAAGUGGUGGGCGGCGGUGGACUUCUGCUACACAGAGGCCUUCCGCAAGGUUCACCGCUACAUCAUCGUGACGCUGCUAAAUCACAAGAGGUGGUCGCAGGCGGCGUGGUUGGCGGUAGAGACGGGCCUGACCGAAACCCUUCACUCCCACCUGCAGCAGAUCAUGACGAGCUCCGACGCCCUCGUUAGCGAGGAGCUCUACGCGGUUGGGUGCGCUGUGCAACGAGCGUUUGUCUCCGUCGACUGCUGCCCCUCCGCGGAGCUCACCCGCUACUUGUGCGCAGCUGCAGCCUUAGCUGCGUAUCGCCAGGCGGCCACGACGGUCAACGCCGCACUGGAGAGUGUGGCGCCCGCACAGGUCGGCACAUCGGUGACCGCGACGCCCUCGGUAGAUGUCGUGGUGAAGGCUGUGGUGGUGUGUUUGCAGGCUAUUGAGGCGGCACUGAAGACGACCGACGAGUGCGCAUCCAUGCUGCACCCGGCCACCACGUUUACCUUGGUGGAGCACGGGGCAUCGCUGCUGCUGUCGCUGCGGCAGCUCAUGCGUGACCCCGUCACAGGGGACUCAACGGGCUCGAUGCACGUGUCCAGCUGCGUGCUGCCGCUCUUGGUGGAGGCCUACCAGCUCUCGAGCAUUCAUUUUGGUAGUUGCGCUGACCCUGCGUGGGAGAAGCGUGGCGUGGCGCUAGGCGAAAAGCUGGCCAACGUUCAUCAAACGUGCAUCUGA
This is a messenger RNA of Leptomonas pyrrhocoris, 2692 nucleotides long. RefSeq lists its product as hypothetical. NCBI's taxonomy places the organism in Eukaryota, Euglenozoa, Kinetoplastea, Trypanosomatida, Trypanosomatidae. The coding region runs from base 248 to 2692 and encodes 814 amino acids. The record is from RefSeq and is a predicted model, not a curated record. The transcript has a single exon.